This is a messenger RNA of Diabrotica virgifera virgifera (western corn rootworm), 8679 nucleotides long. RefSeq names its product activator of 90 kDa heat shock protein ATPase homolog 1. Bases 264 to 1289 code for a protein of 341 amino acids. The transcript has 7 exons. The record is from RefSeq and is a predicted model, not a curated record. Gene Ontology annotation, cellular component: cytosol. Gene Ontology annotation, biological process: positive regulation of ATP-dependent activity; protein folding. Gene Ontology annotation, molecular function: protein-folding chaperone binding; ATPase activator activity. Lineage: Eukaryota; Metazoa; Arthropoda; Insecta; Coleoptera; Chrysomelidae.
GACAGAAGACAGAAUUCAAAUUUGACGUCACUUUAACCAUUUUUAAUUCAAUGGAUCUAGAAUUUUCGUAAAAUAUUUCUAGAUUCUAGAUAUCGUAAUAUAAUUCGUCAUAUAGUUAUAGACGAAUAUUCGAGCGUUGAUAUUUACAUACUGCCGUUUUCACAAAUACAAUUGUGUUAACUUUUAACUCAGCUUUAAUUUAUCAUAACCUAAAAUUAGGUAGGUGCCGUUGUCUGUGAUUAUUUUUUAAAUUAAUAUACAAAAUGGCUAAAUGGGGCGAAGGAGAUCCAAGGUGGAUCGUGGAGGAAAGGCCAGAUGCUACAAACGUUAACAACUGGCACUGGACCGAAAAAAACGCAGGACCUUGGUCUCAAGAGAGGAUAAAGGAGUUGUUUAAAGAUGUUAAGGUGGAAUCCAAUGAAGCUGAUCUCACCAUCAAAGAUGUAGAAAAAGUUACUGGUGAAGCGUCUGCCAAUAAUAGAAAAGGAAAACUGAUAUUUUUCUAUGAAUGGGAUUUAGUUAUAAACUGGUCUGGAAAGUUAAAAGACGGCAGUGAUAGGGAAUUCAAAGGAAAAAUCAAAAUACCAAAUCUUUCAGAGGAGAAUGAUGUUACUGAGCUAGAUAUACAAUUCAGUGUGACAGAUGAGGAUGAGGAGGGCUGUAAGCUAAAGGAGAUAAUGAAAAAAACUGGUAAAGAUUUUGUAAGAAGCCAGCUAUCAAAAUACAUCUCGGGUCUCAAGGAGGAGUUCUCCAAAGGUAUGAUUCUUCCAAAGAAAGGAGACGAGAAGGUAGAUAAUGUCAAAACUCUUACUAGUGGAUUUAAUAAGAAAAUUAACAUGGAACCAGUGAUAAAUAACGAAAAUAAGCAGAUAGGAAUAAAACUCGACACCAAAAAUAUUAAACAGACACAUAAAUUUCAAUGCACAGCUCAGGAGUUUUACGAUGCAAUGACCAGAAUAGAGAUGGUGACGGCAUUCACGCGAGGACAUGUUAAAUUAGAGCCGACGAAAGGUGGAAAGUUCGAAUUGUUCGGCGGAAACAUUAUCGGAAAAUUCGAAGAAUUGGUACCUUGUAAAAAAAUUGUCCAGUCGUGGAGGUACAAACAGUGGCCGGCGGGGCAUUAUUCUACAGUUACCAUAACAGUGGACCAAAAGAGCGACCACACAGAAAUUACCUUAGAACAAAUAGGAGUACCUUCUGGAGAAUUGGACGUGACAAAAGACAACUGGCAGAGGUACUAUUGGGACGCUAUGAAGCAAGCAUUCGGCUUCGGAGCUUUCUUCGCAUAAAACAGCGUUAUUCAAUGGAAGAUACAAAAUAAAAACUCAUUUUAGCAUCGUCUAUGUAUAUCGCGCCAUUUUAUUUGAUCGUGUCUCGAAAAAUAAACAAAUAUUUGGAAACUUUCAGCUUUGUAAACUGUUUGUUAGCUUUUGGUAGGUAAAUAGUAAACGCAAAGCUACUAUAGUUGUUUGUUAUAGACUAUUCCGAGUUGCAUAGUCGAUAUUUCUAUAAUUUCGGGUUUCUAAUUUCUUUUGGUACGUUUCAGUUAAUCAGUGACACUGAUUCGUCAGUUACCAUUACUUAACUCACUCUCACUCAUCCAUGGAAUUGCUAUUAGCUGUCUAUUGUCCGAGUUGUACAGCCGAUAUUUCUAUAAUUUCGGAUUUCUGAUCUGUUCCGGUACGGAUCAAUGAAUCAGUGACCCCGAUCUGUCAGUUCCCAUCUCUUUAACGUCUCUACCUCAUCUACAGAAGUGCUGUAGCUGUCUGUUGCAGAUUAUUCCGAGUUGUAUAGGCGAUGUUUCUAUAAUUUUGGUUUUCUAAUCUCUUGGUACGGGUCAGUGAAUCAGUGACACUGAUCCGUCAGUUCCCAUCUUUUAAUUUACUCUCACUCAUCCAUCGAAGUGCUAUAGCUGUCUGUUCUAGGUUAUUCUGGCAACUAGGCCAUUAUGGAUGUAAGUCACGGAGAUAAAUAUUUGACGUAAGUUGCAGGGUUUUUCCAUCUUCUUUCAUAUUUUAUCUUUUCUUGCCUAAAAGUCCCGAAGUCGCGCCAGCUGACAGACAUUUUUCUUAUCAAAUAAGUACUCUCUACCAAAAUAAAUUCAAAGAAUCCGUGCUAAACCACCGUAAAAAUUUGACACUACCUCCCAGACUAUAUGGACGUACACACAAAAUUGACACACGUGGCCCAUAGGGCUUUUCAUCGAUUGUCAUUUGUUUCGAGCUUUUGUCAUAUGUUGUAUAAUCUGUGUGUAAUAAUAAUAUACACGGAUUAUACGACAUAUGACAGAAGCUCGAAACAAAUGACUGUGAAUGAAAAGCCCUAUUGAUCAGGACCAUGAUCUUAAGCAGCAUAAGAUGAUUCAAGGAUCAAGUAUCAUUUCAGCGUAUUGUUCUGUGCCAUUUUAUCUUAAUCCACUUUUUUACCAAUGUUCUGCAACAAAUCUUCCCUUGAGAGUAAAAGUCGGCCGUUUUGUUCCACAUUAGGGACCUUUCUAUAGUCAUUUAAAAAAUUAUAAAUCAUCUGCCUACCUAAAUAUUAUUAUAAAUAAAAAAACGUUUAAGUAAAAUCCUUUAUAAAAGGUAUAUUUAUUAAAAUUCCGUAAAAAGGGCUACAUCACAAAAGCAGAACUAGUUUUCAAUCUGAAAACAUAUCAUCAUCAGUGCUGACCUAAAAUAAGUAUAACCUAAAAGUUUAUUGACCAACAAAAUUGAAAAUAUUUGGGUAAAAACCCUUAAAAACUUAAACAGUCAUGGAAACAUUGACUUUAAAUAUUAUAAUAAACAUGGAUGUAUAAAAUAUCACAUGAUAACGGCCACGGGUACCAUCUGACCCUCACUUGAGUUGAAUUCGUUCUUCACAUUUUGAAGAACGUCGUUUUUGUCAAAGAUCAUUCAAAAUAUGAAGAACGAAUUCAACUCGAGUGAGGGUCAGAUGGUACCCGGGGCCGUUAUCAUGUGAUAUUUUAUACAUCCAUGUUUAUUAUAAUAUUUAAAGUCAAUGUUUCCAUGACUGUUUAAGUUUAAAGGGUUUUUACCCAAAUAUUUUCAAUUUUGGUGGCUUAGCAUGUCAGCAUCUUGUGAAUAUAACCUAUAUCUUUUUCAACCUUAAUCAACAUUUUAAAUUUUGCUUUAACUUAGUAGGUUAUACUUAUUUUAGGUCAGCGCUAAUGAUCUGUUAUCAAAUCAAAAACUAGUUCUGCUUUUGUGAUGUAGCCCUUUUUAGGGAAUUUUAAUAAAUAUAUUUUUUAUAAAGGAUUUUACUUAAAAGUUUUCUAUGAUACAUAUAUGGUAUACAGCCAGCUACAGGAAAUCCUUUUUCAAUAUUAUUUCAUUUUUUUCAUUUAGUUUUAUAAUAUUUACAAACAUCUUUUGAACUGGAAUAUUACGAAUACAUAAACGAAAAAAUAAACAAAGAAUAAAAUUCGAUAGAAAAUGGUUAUCUAUAGAGUCUGUAAUUUGGCAUCUAUUAGUCACUUAUACAAGUAUUACUAUAAAAGACAACACAUUCUGUGAAGUAAUAUCUAUUUUGUCUUAAGUAUUGUUUAUUUUUUGAGAUACUUGACUGUUGUGGGUUAUUUACACAAUUAAAUAAACUUAUCUAUCUAAGGUUAAAAAGUAAGGCAGGGCUGGUCCAAACUGGACGUCUUUAGGACGUCUUUAGUGAUAUUUUAGAGGAUUUUGAUCUUACAGGAGUUUAUAUUUAUGCUUAUUUGUACAACUUCCACUUCUUCUUUUAGCUACAAGUAUAUAUGCUCGCUUUAUUUAUUUCAAUUCGUUAGCUCAGAUUUUUGUGCUAAUAUUCUUGAUCAGCGUCAUUUUUAGAUGACCAUUAAGUUUGAAUUCCUUUUUUACACUCGUCUUGAUUCUGAAGAUGAUUUCUACCUCGCAACAUAUUUUUUUUAUUAAAGUAACCAUUUUUCUUCGACAGCAAGUUUCCUUUUCCGCUGCUCUAGGAAGCAGUAACUUCUAUAAUUUUUUUCAAGUAUUUCCUGUCAAAAACGCGUACCGUAAAAUGGGUUGAAUAGGAACGGUUUUCAACUUUUAACUGAAAAAAAUGUCACUAACACAUAUUGCAAACAUAAAACUUAUGCAUUGUUAUUUGGGUCUUACCUUCCUUUUUUGAUAUUUAGAUGUUAUGAGUUUUUUUUUUGAAAAAUGGCUUUGGCAGAGCCAGUUAGCCAGACUUGUUUCUGAUUGAUUGCAGAUUCAUAGUCAUAAAUUUCUUAUAACAUAAGUACAUUCUACAAUUUUAUUUUUAUAGAUACAUUGGUACAUUGUGUAGCUUUUUUUUAUUUUGUUUUUUUUUUAAUUAUUUUACUGUGUUUUUUUAUAUAUAUUUUAAUUUGUGCGAAACACUUUUUUUACUUCUUUUUUUUUCUAUUCUUUUUUAAUUUUGUUCCUUUUUUUUCUUUUUUUUUGUUUAUUAUUUUUUUUUGUUAUUACUUUAUUUUGUGUUUUUUUUUAAUAUUAUUUUUUUUAAAUUUUUUCAAACCACAUUAACAAAUUAUGCCUAUUUAUUACAGAUUACGUUUACAACUUGUAUUUACAUAAUUUAACAUGUUUAUAAAUGAGAUGAAGAGUUUCCAUAUCAUUUGAAAAUAUUAAAGUAUUUAGGUUUAUUGGGAAAAAACAUUUUAAAUCUUUUAAUUCCUUAUAAAGGUCGUUUAUGUUAUUUAUGUUUAAAUGACAUUCUAAUAUGACAUGUGUUAGAUCUCUGAUUUUGCCACAAGUACAAUUGGGAGUAUCUGCCAAGCCGAUUCUAUGCAUGUAAGAUGGCGUAAGAGCAUGAUUGGCUCUCAAUCGAUUAAUGGUCUUUAUAAAAUGUCUGUUAUAUUCUGUGUAAAACCAUCUUUUUGAGAAUAUCCUAGGGUUACAAUGAGCAAAAUUUGAGCCAGUAUUACAUUCUCUCUAAUGCAAUUGCCAAUUAUUUUUAAGUUUUUCUCUGCUAAAAGUAUCAAUAUCUGAAGCUGGAAUUAAAUUUUUGUUUAUUUUUUCUCCGAUCACAUAAGCUGAUUUAGCAAAAUUGUCAACUAUUUCAUUGCCUUUUAUUCCCGAUUGACCCUUAAUCCAAGCAAUUGUUACAUUUACUCCUAAUUGUAUAAUUUCAAACAGAGUUUUAAGAAUAUUCAAUUCAAUGUGGUUUAUGUGUUUGACUGUUUGAAUGUUACUCAAUCUGUCCACCACGCUUUUACUGUCAGUAAAUAUAACAUAAUUGCUAGUUGGAUUCAGUAGUACAUACUGAACAGCAAACAUUACUGCUAUCAUUUCUGCUGUUUAUAUUGAGCAUUCAAUAGGUAGGCUAUAUUGAUGAUGGUAAUUUUUAUUUUCGUGGAAUACUGCACAGCCCGUUCCAUUUGCGUCUUUUGACCCAUCGGUAAAUAUGUACUGAAAAUUUAACCAUUUUUCUCUAAUAAGUAUAUCAAACAUAUUUGGCGGUGAAUGUGAGUUUAAAUAACAUGUUUUAACCUUGUUAGAAAAUAAUGUUUUUGUCAUUUAAUAAGUCAAAUUAUUAUUAUAAUAUUUGUCAAAUCAUGUUAAUAAGUUAAAAAGUUAAUAUGUACUUUAAUCACAAAAAAAUCAAAACCUGGUGUUCCUAUUGUGGGAACACAUGUAUUAAAAACUAUUGUGUUCCUAUUCGUACAUUUGUAGGGUCAAUAGAAACAGGUAAAAAGUGUCUAAGGUGUAAAAUAACAUACACAAAUAAAUACAUAUGAAGUUUGCAUUGUUGGAAAAAUAUAUUGUUGAAAUGAAAAAUAUUUUUUAAACUCUAAUUUGGCAUUUUUCUCUGAAGGACUAUUAACCAGUUUCUUUAAUAGUCCAGGAAACUUGUCUGUAGCAAUUAUUGUGGAUUCAUUCCUGCCUGGUCCUGUUUUUCAUUCCUCAACUAUUUUGGCCCACAUAAUCUUCAUGGCUCUUGUUGCGUCUUGACAUACAUUUAAACUUUUUGGCCAGCAGUUCUGAUGUUUGCAGAAAACCGUAUAAAUAUUUAUUUAAAAUUUUCGUAAUCCACAUUUGGUCCUUCGAGCCGGAUGCUGAAAAUUAGUGUCCAUACUAAUUAGAAACAUUGUGUUCAUUAAUACCACGCGUGGUUGAAAACCCUGGUAGAAGUUUGUUUUGGAUUGGAGACGAUAGCUAACCGCUAGAAACACGUUUUGCAAGGAAUCAAUAUAAUAUUUAUAAUUUGUUGUUAGAUGAGAUAUUGUUUCAUUUGGACUUACUCUAUGGAGAUAUUAGAUAAAAAAGUAAUUUCUAAUAUAUGGGGUGAAUGGCAACACGGUAAAUAUUAUGUUCCUAUCCACCCCACAUAUCUCAAAUUAUUCAUGACGUGAACAGUAAUAAUUGUUGUUAACAAAAAAAGUUAACAGAUAAAUCAAAGUAUCAUCAUGUUAUAUUGUUGUAAAGGUUAGAAUAAACAAAAAAAAACAAUAUUCUUCAAUAUAUUUUGACAGACAUUUUGUACUUACUGAGAAAGUUUUUUAGGAUGAGAAAUAUCCUCAAAAUUAACGACUUUGUUUGCACGCCGAGAACAUAUGAACUAGUGACGCCAACAACACAAACCUAAAUUUCCUAAAGCCAUAUCACGUUAGCUAACUUGAAAAAAAUUAAAUAGCCCAACGAAAGUAAUAUAUAUGUUUAGGAAGAUUAUUGUAAUUGUUUAGUGAACUUUUGUUCCUAUUCACCCCACUGUUCCUAUUCACCCCAUUUUACAGUACUUCGCAUACCUCGAAACGCCAAGGAAUCUAUUUUUGCAGAUUCCUAGUUACUUAAAAAGGAUUGUUAGGAACAUCUAUGAUAUAAUCAAGAUGUAGUGUGUCCGUCUCCACUAUCUUGCAGCUGUUCAUUGCUGCUCGAAAAGUCGGUACACAUAUGCGAGCCGCACUCUUUGCGAACACUAUAUUCGUAUAAUGUACUGCGGAACGAACCGCUUGCGAGCUGUUCGUUCGUCGCUCGUCGCGAACGACGGCUUGUCGGUUUUUGCGACGAACACAAAGGAUAUUCGCAGUUCAAUUUGGACGGCUUUUGCAACGAUAUUGGUUGGUUUGUGUCGUCGCAUCUAGAUUGUAUAACUUGUUCCUAGUUUGAAUUUAAGUCUGUUUUAGACUAUAACAUAAAAUUAUGUAAGAAAAUCGUAUACUAAGUUUUGUCACAAUGUAAAACAGGAAACAAAAUCUGUUAACAGAAAAUUAGAACAUGUCCUAUUUGAUAACAAUUUUUAGUACACAGGCAUGCGCAGUUAGGUUAUUUUCGUUAUACUGUUACAUUGGUUCUUUUAAGGUUAACUUUUCUUUUAAGAAAUGUUGCAAUGGAAGCAGCUGAUAAUAAUAGAGUUUUCUUAUCCAUCAUAUAACAUAUCUUUGUAAUAUAAAAUAUCAAAGAUAAAACUAACUAGGUUAAAUGUUGAGGAAAAUGAGGUUAAAAUAUUCUUAAAAGAAAAUAAGAAGAAAAUUGAGGUUAACAGUACAUGUACCAUCACAAAAAUAUAAAAAAGUACUUUUUUUAGCAUGUAAUGCGCAGAAUCAAAUAACAUAUUCUAAUAGGAAAAAGUGACAAUGUAAUACACAAAACUUCUUGUCUUAAUGGACAGCCUGAGUCUGGUGUAACAAAAUUGGGAGGAGCUUAUAUUGACUCCAAGCAAUUUGUUUGUAAGGUUAAAUGGUCAUAAGGAAUUUUUCAUUUAUGUGCUUUGUGUGGCAAAAUAAGAUGUGGCAUUUAGAUAUUUCGUUAAAGAAAUAAUUAAGAGAUUUCUAUUCGUUUUUGCUCAUGUGGUUUUUAUUCCUUAGUGGUUGAAAUUAAACAUAACCUCAAAACUGUUUACGUUCUAAUCAUUGCAUUAAAUUAACUCACCUGAGCAAAAACGAAUAAAAAUCUCUUAACUGACACGUUUCUUUAACUAAAUACCUAAAUGAAAAGUCUUAUUUUGUCACACAAACCACGUAAACAAUAAAUGAAAAAUUCCUUACGGGUUUAUACCUUAUAAACAAAAUUGUUUGGGAGUCAAAUAUAAGCUCCUCCCAAUUUUGUGACGUCAAGACUUAGGAUGUCCAUAUUGUACAAAAAAUUUCAUGUAAAUUUUUGUUAUAUCAUUUUCUGUUAACAAAAAAAAGUAUAGUCUAAAACAGUCUUCAGUUUAAUUGUUAUGUUUUGUAUAAUAUUAUAAAUAAAAGUAGUAAAUAUUGUAAUAUCUAUUUUUUUUGCCUUCCAAAAAUACACAACACGCUUGCACUUAUACAAAAACAAACCUGUUACUUUGUACAAGCUAGUUCGUAGUUGGUUCGCCGGUUUCCAUGGAUCGUGACGUAUGUCCGAUGAGUUCGCUGUAAACAUAUUUUCAACGAACUGUUUGCAAACAGCUCGCGAACAGUUCGGCUCGCAUAUGUGUAGCCAUCUUAAUGUGGGAAGAGUAAAAUUAUACAGAGACAUGCAAUUGACUGAGUCAAUGUAAUGUAAUGGUAAAAAUUACUGGUUCCUUUAAAAAGCAUUUGACACAGCCUUGCGGAUUUUAAAAUGUUAGAUAGACAAAACCGUUGUCGAAUUUGUUUUAUAUUAUAAUAAAUUAUUUAUUUAAGUGUCGCAUUAGUUAUAUUUGUAAUUAGGGAUGAACAUUUUUUUCAGAGCCGACAUUUGUGAUUUAUUUAAAUACGAUUUAAAUAAAAUAGAAAUAAAAAUUUUUAUCUUA